AUGACUGAAUUGAGCACAGUUUUGGAGUAUUUGGAGGCAUCCAGUCUCGAAAAUGUUGAGUUAAAGAAUUCUAAAAGGGAAAAUGAUGGAAUAUACUGUAAAGAUACUAUAGAUGAGGGUCUAUCUCUGUUGUUCAGUCCACCCUGUGCCAAGGGUGAUGUUGUAGAGAACAAAAAGAGAAAAAGAGGAUCGUUUUCAGAGAAUAAUACAGAGAUGUCACUCAAUUUAGACUUCUUGGCCAGAAUAUGUAAAGAUAUAAAGUUACUGAUAACACCUGCGGAGGGACAAGUAAAGUAUUUCAAAGAAUCUGUAAAGGUAUUUAGAGAUUGUUUGGAAGGUCUAUCUCCAUUCGAUGUGGACAGUGUAUCAUGUGAUGAUGGUGAAGUCUAUUUCGAUAAUCUGGUGGAGGCAUUCUUUUCAUUCUUGGAGUCUGAAUCUCCACAUGAAAUUCCCAUAGAUAAAGGAACUAGUGAUGUACCCAAUACUCUUAACGCACGCAUGAAUGAUUCAGAAGAGUUGAGUAGAGAUGAUGAACUGGAACUGGUAAAACAAUUAUUCUUAUCAAUGGUGUUAAGUUACAACUGGUCACUGCAACUCUUACAUUACGCAAAUUCAACAGUUGACAUUGCAACAUCUAAUCCAGAUAAGUUAGACAAACAGAAUAUUUUAAAAAUAGCGUUGGGAAUUAAAGAAGCUAAUCGAAAUAUAGUUUUUUAUACUAGCAUAUUUCAUCAAUUGUGGGAGCUAUUCAAGGAAAAUGACUCCACAAUAAAUGCUGUAAUUUCAGAUUUUAUGGGUAGAUUAACCUUUUUAAAACAUAUAAUAAAUCACGAAAUCUCUUAUGAUCCCCAAGCGUGGAAUCGCAUUAAAUCAAAUCUUCAUUCUCCAAAAGUGGAUCCGAAAUUAACCAUUUUGAACGAAGAUACUGAACAUGGAGAAAAUUUAGGCCUAAUUAGAAGUGAAAUGAUGGCAAGAAUAAAUGGCAAAGUAUCAUGUGAUUAUCUAAGAAAGGAAUGUGACCUGGUAUCGCAAGAUUUAACUCAAAUGGAAGGCAAGCAUCAGGAGAUGCUGGAAAAAAUAGACUUACUAAAGAAACAGUUUCAAGAUAUUUCCAAUAUGUUAAAGGUCGAACAAAGUCAUGUUGGGAAAAUAAUGGACUCUAAAAGGCUUCCUGACCCACUUGCGAAGCUAUUAUCUCACUUACAUAUAUUUUCUACAUCAAAUCCACUGAGGGAAAUUACAUUUAAAGUUAUCAGAGAUCAUGAUUAUUCCUUCCAGAUGGUUAUCUACGCCCCAAAAGAUUUAUUCUUUCCUUCUUUCGAAUCCACAAAGUUCGUUUUCCCAAUCACAUUUCACAUAUAUUUAACCGACCGCAUCCAUGUUACUCAGACAUCAACACCAUCUCUCCAUCAAAGCAUAUGUCUUCCGGAAAAAGUUCUAGAAAUGUUCAAAGGGGCACAAGGCGCGGAGAAUCAUGUGGAUGAAGCGGAUACCUGGGGAUUACAUGAAUUUGAAAAUGAAUUACCAAACACAUUCCACCAGAGAAUGCACUAUUAUUAUGAAAGAGCCUCCGAAUAUGUGUGGAACCUUUAUAUACUGGAAACUUACAAGUCUAACAACAGAGACGCAUUAAAACAUUUAUUGCCUCAAGAAUUACUGGAAUAUGAUUGUAAAUCGACAUACAUACACAAAGAAGGGUCACUGUGGCUUUUACGAAAUUCAGUGGCAUCCAUAGAGAUUGAGAUCGUAAUAUCAAAUGAUAAAUUCAGUUUCGUUUUCCAAAAUCAUAGUUCCAGUGGAACAUUGAAAAAAUUAAAAAGUGUGGCUCUUGUAGAAUAUUUUAAGACACAGAAUAAAAAACUUUCACAAGAUCCAGCAAAUGUGCUUAAUGGAUUUUCGUCAAACAUUACCAAUUAUUUUGGUGCCAAAUACGCCUUAAUAUAUUUAUCACUUCUUUUUGAAUCAUUCGGGAUAUUAUUUGACUUCCUAUCCUCCGAGCACUAA
Molecule: messenger RNA, 2004 nt
Organism: Theileria equi strain WA
Lineage: Eukaryota; Apicomplexa; Aconoidasida; Piroplasmida; Theileriidae
Exons: 6
Coding region: 1-2004 (667 amino acids)
Source: RefSeq, a predicted model, not a curated record